Colletotrichum abscissum is the source of this 210-nucleotide messenger RNA. RefSeq lists its product as uncharacterized. Bases 1 to 210 code for a protein of 69 amino acids. The transcript has a single exon. Lineage: Eukaryota; Fungi; Ascomycota; Sordariomycetes; Glomerellales; Glomerellaceae. The record is from RefSeq and is a predicted model, not a curated record.
AUGCGGCCACCUGAAUGGACGGGUGCCAUAGGUGCGUCCCGCCGAGUGGCUUGCGGCUGGAGUCUUGGGUCUACUUUCCCAAGAACACUUUGCGCUGGUGCCCGAAAUAAGCGCCAAAAGUCAGCCCUGCUGCACCGCGCCAAACGAUGGACGAAUAACCAUCACCCCCAACGGCAACGUCUUCGAACGCGAGCGAGCCUGCGUCUCUGA